This is a messenger RNA of Ipomoea nil (Japanese morning glory), 2235 nucleotides long. RefSeq lists its product as uncharacterized. Bases 318 to 1820 code for a protein of 500 amino acids. Lineage: Eukaryota; Viridiplantae; Streptophyta; Magnoliopsida; Solanales; Convolvulaceae. The record is from RefSeq and is a predicted model, not a curated record. The transcript has 2 exons.
UCUAUUUCCCCACAAUCUCAAGGCCUGUGUCCCUUUUUUUUUUCUUCUCCUUCUCUUUCUGAAGCUGUGGAUAUCUGCAGAUGAUUCUUGCGAAGAUCUUUACAGUUUAUAUGGAUUCAAAGCAAAUCUCUUUGAUGGUAAAAAUUGAGUCUUUUUUGCUGUGAUGACUGGUGAGCAUCGUUUAGGGUAUCUAUUUGGGGGCUUUUUGUAUAUGGGGUUGUUGUGAAGUGAUUUUACUGAUUUUUGGGGCCUUUGGAGGCUGCAUAUAGGAAUUAAACUUGAAUUGUUAUAAAAUUAGAGGGCAUAAGGCUUGAAGGAUGGGAGAAGACUUGCUUACAGGGCUGUCAAUUGAGAAUUACCACCCUUCAACAAUCUUGUCCAUGGAUUCAAUUGCCACCUCUCAUGAAGAAUCGGAGAGAGAUAUGACUCGGCAUAUUGUUCUGUCUUGCCCACCAGAUAUUAAUCUCCCUUUGUCUGUGGAACCUAGUCCCCCACCUCCAUCUUGGAACCAUGAAGCUUUUGAUAUGCUGGAGGUUGGGUUGGGACCUCAAAUUAUUGACUCGGAUAAACUUCUUGAUAUACCGAAGGUUGGGAGGAAAUGCGCGAAAAGACUGGAUUGUGUAUGGGGUGCUUGGUUUUUCUUUAGUUUCUACUUCAAACCUGUUUUGAAGGAGAAAUCUAAGUCGAACAUUGUUAGGGACAGUAAUGGGGUUUCUGGCUUUGAUAAGUCGGAUCUCCAGCUUGAUGCCUUUUUGGUUCAGCAUGAUAUGGAGAACAUGUAUAUGUGGGUUUUUAAGGAAAGGCCUGAAAAUGCUUUGGGGAAGAUGCAGUUGAGGAAUUAUAUGAACGGGCAUUCCCGGCAGGGGGAGCGGCCAUUCCCGUUUAGUACGGAUAAGGGGUUUGUGCGUUCUCACAAAAUGCAGCGUAAGCAUUAUAAGGGAAUUUCUAAUCCUCAAUGUCUUCACGGGAUUGAACUGGUUCCGUCGCCAAAUCUGUCGUGUAUUGACGAGGAAGAGCGGAAGAAGUGGAUGGAGCUUACGGGUAGAGAUCUCAACUUUUGCGUCCCAUCUGAAGCAAGAGAUUUCUGUUCGUGGAGAAACCUUCCAAAUACAGAUUUCGAGCUCGAGAGACCAAUCCCCGCGCCAAAGAACAAUGCGCAUCCUCCCUCGAAAAAGUUACUUAGCGGGUCUGGGAUGAACUUGUCGACACAGUCAUCAAACCAUGUUAACAGCAACGGGUUGGAUCUUUCUUCAGGUUGCGGGAAGAAAAGGAAAGACCUUUUCUCACAUGGAAGUGACGAGGAGUGCUACUUGCCUGCUAUUCCCGGUUCCGAAAGGCCUCAAGAUGCAGGAGACGUUCAUUCCAUCGAGCGGCCUUGGAUGAGCGAGUUUUCUGGGGUAAUGAGAAACGUUUACGGUCCCGUCACGGCUGCAAAAACGAUAUACGAGGACGAAAAUGGAUACUUGAUUAUCAUCACUUUACCAUUCGCAGAUCCCGGGAGGGUUAAAGUUCAUUGGUGGAACAAUCUCACUCAUGGCGUCGUGAAGAUUUCGUCCGUGAGCACAGCAUGCAUGCCGUUUAUCCAGAGAAACGACAGAAUGUUUAAGCUAACCGAUCCAUCUCCAGAGCACUGCCCUCCCGGGGAGUUCAAACGGGAAAUUCCACUCCCCACCCGAAUCCCCGACGAUGCCAAACUAGAAGCAUACUUUGACAAGAGCGGAACGGUGCUUGAAAUAAAAGUGCCAAAACACCGAGUUGGCCCAGAAGAGCACGAAGUUCCUGUUUGCCUUCGCCCUCCAAACGAGUUUGUCUUGACUUAACCAUUUUAAAAGAUUGGAGAAACACAAGAACUAUUUAAAAGAUUGGAGAAACACAAGGAAUUGGUAAAGGCAACUUCUAUUCAAUUCGACGACAAGGUAAAAGAAGGGAAUCGGGGAUGUAUGCAGGUCAAGGUUCUUAGCCGUAUUGACUAGAUAGGUUAUUUAAUUUGGAUCAUACUGAUUAUAUCGGGUUUUUGUCCUUUUGGCAUUGUGAUAGCUUUUUAGUCAAUAGCUCCCAAUCUUAGGAUUUAGUCGAUGUGUUAGAGCCAAUUGUAAGAACCCUGCAGUUUCUCUCUGGCUAUAGAUCAGCUAUUCAGCAUACAUAAUGCCUGCCUUGUUAUCUAUCUCUUCAUUACCUGCUUAACCUUUUGAUCUCUUUCUUCCAUUCAUGAGAUGAUAGGUAAAUAUUGUUAUA